This is a messenger RNA of Cucumis sativus (cucumber), 1287 nucleotides long. Its product is annotated as cysteine-rich repeat secretory protein 38. The record is from RefSeq and is a predicted model, not a curated record. The transcript has 2 exons. The coding region runs from base 64 to 1152 and encodes 362 amino acids. Lineage: Eukaryota; Viridiplantae; Streptophyta; Magnoliopsida; Cucurbitales; Cucurbitaceae.
AUUUCUGAAUUCGUUGCUUAAAGAAUAAGAGGUUUUGAGGUUUUCAAAUAAUAAUGCUGCAAAAUGAAACUUAGGCAAAGUAUAAGAUUUGUGAAUAUGGAGACUACUUUUGUUAUGUUUGUAGUAUUUUUCCUCCUUAGUUUCCCCAUCCAUGGGAGGCACCAUCGAAUUAGUUCCGACCAAUAUUUGGAUAAUCCGUUCCGUUACUGCUCCAAUGCCACCUUCUCACCAAGCUCCACCUACUUUUCAAAUCUCAAAUCCCUCUCUUCCUCUCUCUCCUCCAAUGCUUCUCACAGAUUAUUCUACCACAAUGCUUCCGCCACCACCGUAUACGGCGAUUACCAAUGCCGUGGCGAUCUCAACGCCACAGCGUGCAAACACUGUGUCGCCAAUGCCACCACCAAUUCGUCGCAAACGUACUGCCCAUUCAGUGUAGAGGCGGUUAUUUGGAAGGAUGAGUGUUUUUUGCGCUAUUCCAACCGCUCAUUCUUCUCGUUGCUGAGAGAAGAGCCGUUGCGGCACAUAAAUAACCAGGAUAAUUUCACUGGGGAUGGCUUGGAAGCGUUUAAGAAAAUUGUAGAGACCACGUUGAACGAUACGGUUAGAAAUGCUUCUUCUUCUUCUUCUUCACACGUCAGAUUAUUCGGGACUAAAGAAGCGAGUUUUGGGUCGGAAACGGUUUACACAAUGGCACAGUGUACGAAUGAUUUGUCGUCUUCGAAUUGUAGGAAAUGUUUGAAACGUGCUGUACAAAUAAUUCCGUCAUGCUGUAGUGGCAGAAGAGGAGCUAGAGUUUUGCUUUUUAGUUGUACUGUCCGUUAUGAACUUUAUCCAUUUUACGAUGGUGUUUCCCUCAAUAUUUCCCUUUCUCCUUCACCUGCUUUUUCUCCACUAUCAUCACCACUAGCUCCUGAAUUGGCUCCUCCGGCACAGUCUCCGUCCGACACAAACGACCCUUUUCCUGAACUGCCUCCUCCGGCUCAAUCUCCCUCGAAUUCGAUCCCUUCUCCUCCUCCUCCUGAUACAUUGCCCUCCUCUCCUUCCAUACCGCUACCACCCUCUACGGCGCCUUCUUCACUACUUUCAGGAAAAGGGAAAAAGAUGACGGUGGCUAUGGUGAUAGGCAUCGUUGUUGGAGGCGUUUUUGUGUGAGUUAAAUUGUCUGAGGUGCGAAGAGGUUGUAUUGUAAUACUUGGAUCUGAUUCAAACAUCUCUGAUAAUCUCUCUCCAACUCAUCUUCUACUACUUAAUAAAUUAUAUAUGGUGAAUUAUGAUUGAAUGAUGCAA